Messenger RNA from Toxorhynchites rutilus septentrionalis, 1296 nucleotides. RefSeq names its product lipase 3-like. Gene Ontology annotation, biological process: lipid metabolic process. Lineage: Eukaryota; Metazoa; Arthropoda; Insecta; Diptera; Culicidae. The transcript has 6 exons. The record is from RefSeq and is a predicted model, not a curated record. Gene Ontology annotation, molecular function: hydrolase activity, acting on ester bonds. Bases 1 to 1296 code for a protein of 431 amino acids.
AUGAAAGUUAUUCCACAGUUAGUUUUAAUUGUUAUACCGUGCUUGAUCCUCACGGAAGCCAACAACGGCCACGACGAUGGUUUAUCGGUGGUCCGUACCUCCGACACACGGGUCACAGACCGGAGGCGAUUGUCCGAGUUUGAACGGGAUUUAGUGAUAGACGCUAUCGAAACGGCAGGUUAUCCCAGUGACCUCCACGUAGUCACAACCCAGGAUGGCUAUAUCCUCAAGCUUCACCGCAUCCCGGAUCCUUCCCUUGAUUCGACCGAUAACUCGGGGCGGGGCUGCUCGAGUAAUCAUCAGUUCACCUGUUUUCAGGGAGUUGUUCUUUUAAUGCAUGGCUUGUUUUCGACGGCAGCGGAUUUCGUUGUGACCGGGCCGGAAAAUGGGCUCGCGUUUAUUCUCGCCGAUGCCGGAUAUGAUGUUUGGAUGGGAAAUGCCCGGGGAACGCGCUUCUCGCGGCAGAACCUACACGUUAGCGCGAAAUCUGGCCAGUUUUGGGAUUUCAGCUGGCACGAAAUCGGCACUAGCGACCUGCCGGCAACCAUCGACUACAUCCUGCGGAAAACGAGACAACGCAAGCUGUACUACAUUGGCCACAAUCAGGGCGUGACGGCGAUACUCGCACUUCUGGCGGAGAAGCCAAAGUAUAACCAAAAAAUCUCCGGGGUGGCUGCAAUGGCCCCAAUCGCGUAUUUAGGAAAUGGUGAAAGCAGAGGAAUUUUAAGAAGCCUAGCGAAGUUUAACGACCAAAUUUGGGUUACAAUGAAUGCACUCAACAUCUUUGAGUUAACACCAUCGGAAGGAAUUAUGAAAUUCAUAUCCAACAUAAUUUGCUCCGAAGAAUCGCUCACUCGUGAGGUAUGUUCCGAUCUGUUGGCGGAAAUGUUCGGGUACACCUCAGAACAAGCCAAACAGCUGCUUCCGGGUGUGGUGGAGAAUUGGAUGACGGGCAUUUCAUCCAAACAACUUGUUCACUAUGGACAACUCAUGCAAUCAAAAAAAUUUCAGCAAUUCGAUUAUAAAAAUUUCGUCACCAAUAUGCAACGCUACAAGUUUGGAAAACCACCGGAAUACAACUUAUCCAAGAUCUCCGUUCCAUGGAUUCUGUUCUACGGUACGAAGGAUUUCUUUACCUCAUCUGUGGAUUUCAAAAUGAUAACCAAAGCGCUACCAAAUGUAAAACAUUAUUUCGAACUGCCGAACUGGACACACAUAGAUUUCAUAUAUAAUGCGCAAAUCUACGCUCAGGUCUACAGUAGGAUUAUCCAAACAAUGCGCAAUAGCGCUCGUUGA